AUGUGGCUUAUAGCGAUCCAAGCCGGAAGCGGUGACGGUGACGAUGACAGAGGGAAACAGACCUGGUGGAAGGGCAUCCCGGGCGGUGUCGAUGUAGAGCCCGGGGCCAAGGUCGCUCCACACCGCCGAAAGGCAGGGACGGCGUCGGUGGUGGCAGCAGCCGCUGCUGCGGUGUUGGUGGCGAUAGCAGCAGCUGCCCACCGAACGGCAGGGACAUCGUCGGUGAGGACAGCAGCUGCAGCAGCGGCGUUGGUGGCGGCGGCAACUGCUGCUGUUGCUGCAGCAGCGUCCCGGUGGGAAGAAAGCGGCCGGCUGCUGGAGAAGAGGGACCCUCGGCACCGAGGUAGGGCCCGGCCCAGAGAUGGUGGGCAGCGGCAGCGGGGACUGCAGCAGCCCCGCGUCGGGUGGCGGCGAUGA
Lolium perenne is the source of this 417-nucleotide messenger RNA. The record is from RefSeq and is a predicted model, not a curated record. NCBI's taxonomy places the organism in Eukaryota, Viridiplantae, Streptophyta, Magnoliopsida, Poales, Poaceae.